Meyerozyma guilliermondii ATCC 6260 is the source of this 1815-nucleotide messenger RNA. RefSeq lists its product as uncharacterized. The transcript has a single exon. Gene Ontology annotation, biological process: intracellular protein transport; vesicle-mediated transport. Gene Ontology annotation, cellular component: Golgi membrane. The coding region runs from base 1 to 1815 and encodes 604 amino acids. Lineage: Eukaryota; Fungi; Ascomycota; Pichiomycetes; Serinales; Debaryomycetaceae. The record is from RefSeq and is a predicted model, not a curated record.
AUGACGUUGAAUUUAGCAAAGGUACGAGACACGUACUUUGACCAGCUUUUCUUCAAGAAUAAGAAAGAAGGAGAUGCAAACGAUGUCCUGGCAAAAGUUCUAUUGCUAGAUCGUACUACAACUUCGGUAGUAUCAAUGUGCUACACGCAAACGCAACUUCUUCAGCAGGAAAUUGUUUUGAUUGAACUUUUGGAAAAUCAAGACCAGCUUAGCUACAUGAAACAUAUGAAUUGUAUUGUAUACAUAAAGCCAACAGUGGCAUCGAUAUCAGCAUUGGCAAAGGAAUUGAGAAAUCCGCAUUUCAAGAACUAUCGCCUCUUCUUCAAUAACAUGGCCAACAAGUCACAGCUAGAGCAAAUUGCCGAGGCCGACGACUAUGAGCUGGUACAAAGAGUUGUGGAAUUGUUCCAGGAUUAUUUGACGAUUAAUGACAACUUGUUUACCUUGGACAUUCCCCGUGAUGUUGCGAAUCCCUUCAUAGAAGAGUCCAACUGUCUUAUCAGUUUAUUGCUCUCGCUCAAAAAGUGCCCAAUCAUCAAAUUCGACUCAAACUCAUUAUCCGCCAAAAAAUUGAGCUCAGAACUUCUCUAUGCCAUAAACUCGAAUUCUAACAAUAAUCUCUUUGAAGAUCUUAACAAGAAAUCCGACCGACCACCCGUGCUUCUUCUAUUGGACCGAAAGUGCGACCCUAUUACACCUCUCCUUAUGCCAUGGACAUAUCAGUCGAUGAUUCACGAAAUAAUAGGCAUAGACAAGAAUAUCGUGCAGCUCAAACUGGCCAAAGAACCAAUUACACUCUCCGAUUCGCAUGAUGUUUUUUUCAAAGAGUCUAUAUAUCUCAAUUAUGGAGACUUGACAGAUAAGUUUCAAAAAUAUGUGGAAGAUUACAAGAAGCAAACCAAGCUGUCAUCGAUUGAGAAUCUCAAGACGCAGAAUUUGGUCGAGUUGAAAAAUAUGCUAACCAAGUUUCCUCAAUUUCGUAAAUUGCUGAACAAUAUCUUGAAACACCUCAACAUCAUUAGCGAGAUUGACAAUCAUAUAUCAGCUCAAAACAUGUGGGAAAUAGGAGAACUUCAGCAAAUUAUUGCAUCAAACUUGGAAUCGCAAGCAUCAAUCAAGCCACGUUUGUUGUCUAUUCUUGAAACUUCUAGUUGCUCGACCACAAAUAAAAUUAAGUUGGUCUUGCUCUAUAUGGCAAGAUUUCACGCAUAUUCUGACCUUGAGACGUUUAUCUCCAGACUCGAGAAUCCCGGCUUUACUUCCCCUCCACCUUCUGCGUCACAAAUCUCUCUUAUGAAGUCGUUUGGAAAGAGGUUUAACACAGGAGGAUUAUUCGAAACCUCAUCACACAACACCAAUAAUAUCAGCAACCUUUUCAACAAAAAGAUCAGCAUCAAUCAGCUUUUCAAUAGCUCCAAUAAUCGCACACAACCGGAUAACGUAUUCAUGCAAUACAUACCUGUGCUCAAUGAUAUCCUCAGCCCCAUAAUUCGACCCUCCAAUCAAGCACAUGAGACUGUUGCCAAGCUCUCGACUUUGGUACCGGACGCAGUAAAAAACCAGUAUGGCAAUGUGAACUCCAAUGAACCAGCGCAAGAUAUCAUUGUUUAUAUCAAGGGAGGUGUUACAUACGAAGAGGCAAGACUAGUCCACGAACUCAGUGCGUCCAAUCCAAGUAUCAAUGUUCUUCUUGGUGGUGACAAAGUUCUUAACAGUAGUAGCUGGCUCCAUGACCUAUAUGAUGCAACCAACGAUGAGGAAGCUCACUUGGCAGAAAGGGCAGAUAGGAAAGCCCAAUUACGUGAACUUUUGUAA